AUGAGCGACCCGCAGCAGUUCUCUGCGACAGAGUUCUUCGAUUCGCAACCCCCGCCGCCCCGGCUCGAAGAACACCUCGUCGCCGUCCAGCGUUUCGUCGAGUCCAACCUCCGCCAAGGUCGCCGCGUCGUCCUUGUCACUAGUGGAGGAACGACCGUCCCGCUCGAACACAACGUCGUCCGCUUCCUCGACAACUUUUCGGCGGGCACCCGCGGCGCGGCGUCGGCCGAGCACUUCCUCCGGUCGGGUCGCUACGCCGUAAUCUUCCUCCACCGCCAGCACUCGCUCCAGCCCUUCUCGCGCCACUACUCGCACUCGACCAACCCGUUCCUCGACCUGCUCGACGUCGUCGACGGCUCGGCCGCCGCCGCGUCGUCCCACGACGCCUUCACCGUCGGCAAGGGCAAGGCGCCAGAGUUCCCGCCGCCGCAGGACGGCCACCUGUUCCCGCCCAUCCCGUCGAUGCACUCGCCGCCAACCUCGCCUCGGUCCCGCGCCGUCCCGCUCGACGGCGUCCUGUCGCAGCAACAGCAAGGCCCCGGCGAGGACGUGUCGAUCCAGAUCCGGCCGCAGAACCUGACGCCCAUGCUGUCGCUCCUGCGGUCGUACAAGCUCGUGCAGCACCUCAACCUCCUCGAGUCGAUCCCGUUCGUCACCGUCAGCGAGUACCUGUGGCUCCUGCGCGGCAUCAGCCGCGUCAUGGGCCAGACGACGGACGCCGACGGCCAGGCGCUCGGCCGGCGCGGCAUGUACUACCUCGCGGCCGCCGUCAGCGACUUUUUCAUCCCCUACACCAAAAUGGCCGAGCACAAGAUCCAGUCGGGCAAGGGCUCGCUCGUCAUCGAGAUGGACCAGGUGCCCAAGGUGCUCAAGACGAUGGUCGACGAGUGGAGCAACGAGGGCUUCAUCGUCUCUUUCAAGCUCGAGACCGACCCAGCGAUCCUGAUCCCGAAAGCGCGCGGUGCGCUCGAACGGUACGGGCACCAGAUCGUCGUCGGCAACCUGCUCGAGACGCGCAAGCACGAGGUCGUGUUUGUCGAGCGAGACGGCGAGGAGUGGCUCCGGAUCCCGGCCGACGCCGAGCGAGGGGCCGGUGGCGAGGUCAAGGAGAUCGAGGAGGACAUUAUCGAGCACCUGGUGGCGCUGCACGACGGGUACUGCGGCGGGGCGAGCGUGUAGAGAGGAGGUGCACAGACCCCUUCCCUCUGCGUGCGGCG
This is a messenger RNA of Rhodotorula graminis WP1, 1217 nucleotides long. RefSeq lists its product as uncharacterized. The coding region runs from base 1 to 1179 and encodes 392 amino acids. Gene Ontology annotation, biological process: coenzyme A biosynthetic process. Gene Ontology annotation, molecular function: phosphopantothenate--cysteine ligase activity. The transcript is spliced from 5 exons. The record is from RefSeq and is a predicted model, not a curated record. Gene Ontology annotation, cellular component: cytoplasm; nucleus. NCBI's taxonomy places the organism in Eukaryota, Fungi, Basidiomycota, Microbotryomycetes, Sporidiobolales, Sporidiobolaceae.